Molecule: messenger RNA, 4388 nt
Organism: Gopherus flavomarginatus (Mexican gopher tortoise)
Lineage: Eukaryota; Metazoa; Chordata; Testudines; Testudinidae
Gene: TFPI
Product: tissue factor pathway inhibitor
Exons: 8
Coding region: 323-1243 (306 amino acids)
Biological process (GO): negative regulation of peptidase activity
Cellular component (GO): extracellular region
Molecular function (GO): serine-type endopeptidase inhibitor activity
Source: RefSeq, a predicted model, not a curated record
UUUAGAAAAGUUACCCUAAAACGCAGGCGAGCUCAUAACACUCUAAACAGGAAGCUUCCCCCACUGCUGCUGAUCUCAUUGAAUCUUAGCCAGAAUAACCCUCUCUCUUCACAACAAACAGAGGAGCAACCUCUGGCAGUGUAAUCAGCAGGCUGCUACAGCUGCAUUAUAGCAGGAUCAGAUUGCAUUUUUCCCAUUGUAUCUCCCCCAAUCCCAAGUCCUGUCUUCAACAAGAAUUGAUAGCAGAGAAGCAAGCUCAACAGGCUUCAGGAAUUCGCCAAUUCUCUUUCAAAAGAACUGCUUACAGGAAUUUGGUUGAAAGAUGAAAGAAAUGAAGAGAGGCUGUUUCUUAGUUACUACCUUACUCCUGUUGUUGGGCUGUGUCCCAUGGCAUGUGACUGCAGACUCAAAAGAUGGAGAAGACGACCAGGACAUUCCAGGUGCUGCUUUACCACCACUGAAGCUCGGAAAUUCAAUCUGUGCUUUGAAGGCAGAUGGCGGUGAAUGUAAAGCAAUAUAUACAAGGUAUUACUUCAACAUUCAAACCCGCCAGUGUGACAUGUUUGAAUACGGUGGAUGCCAUGGCAAUAAGAACAACUUCUUAACACUAGAAGAAUGUCAGGAGAUGUGUGUGGUAUCAGAAUUCCCAGUGAAGAAAACCCGUGGAAGAUUUGGAAAAGAAAAGCCCAACUUCUGUUUUAUGGAGCAAGACCCUGGAAUCUGCCGAGGCUAUUUUUCCAGAUAUUUCUAUAACAAGGAGUCACAGCAGUGUGAAAAGUUCAAGUAUGGUGGAUGCCUGGGAAAUCAGAACAACUUUAAGGCCUUGGAAGAAUGCCAGAUUGCCUGCCAGGACAAUACAAAUUCACUGCAAUUAGACCAACAUGCAGAACACCCCAUCAUGAUGAACAAUAGCUCUCCCAUUGCAAAGCCCAGUGAGUUUCCAAGGCUUUUGGAACCACCUCCUCUCCCUUCUCUCUGCAUGACUCCUGCGGAUCGAGGCCUUUGCAAAGCCAAUGAGAAAAGAUUCUUCUAUGAUCACUCAACUGGAAGAUGCCAUCCAUUUAGCUACAGUGGGUGCGGUGGGAAUGAAAAUAAUUUCACCUCUAAAAGCUCAUGUCUGAGGACCUGUAAGAAAGAUUUCAGUAAAAAACAAGGACGAAGAGGUUUAUUGAAAAUCAGGCGAAAAAGAAAGAAACAGCCAGUGAAGGUGAUGGAAGAUGAAAUCAUCAUUGAAAGGAUAUAACUUCUACUAUUUUAAAAGAGAAAUGUGAACUACUCCAUUAUCAUUCAUCUGUGAACGAAAGCAUUAAUGACAGCAUUUUGAAACUCCUUAGUGUACCGAUCAUUUGAUUAUACAUUAUUAGACGGCUUAUCUAUUUUGUUUUGUAUUCCUCUUUCAUGCGUGCUAAGCGAUCAGCAUUUAAUUUUUCUCUGAUAAACUUAGUUAAGAAUGCAGUUUGGCAGUGUACACUCACCAACAGAGCUGACGUAGGACAAAACAGACUGUGGGGGUAUAUCUGAGCCACAAUGAUUCAAAGAUCAGGCAGGCUUCACCUAGUCUGUUUUAUUGUCUCGUUUGUCUCCCUCUGGAAACUUUCUUCUCAAAAGGACGUACAGUGCUUUUUAUAUAGGAGCAUGAAUAAUUCAUUCCUGAAUACAGAUAAGGGCUAUUGCUAAAAAGAGAGACUGGGCCUGAUUCUGAUCUCACUUAUUAUACAUUGUGUAAACCAGGUCUUAACUCUGCUGGAGUCCAUGGAGCCAGACUGCUGUAAAUAGGGUUUAGGAUUGGAGUUAGUCCCACUAAGACCACAAAGAGAAUAUUCAAGUCAUAAACAUGUGGGGAAAUGUCACUGUGGAUAUUCACAAAGCCCAAAGUAUAUCAGGGACACUGAUCUCUACGCUGAAGUCAUCAAGCCUCACCUUGUUGUGGAACUGAAACAGAGAGAAACUAAAGGCCAGAUUUUUAAAGGUAUUUUGGUGCCUAAAAAUGUAGAUGGAUACUUUGGAAAAUCCCAGUAGGUGCCUAUCUGCCUUUUUAGGCACUUAAAUACCUGGCCCUAUGGGACUGACUGUUUCAAGUCACACAGAAAAUUGUUGCAGAAGAAGGAACUGAAGCAAUGUCUGCUAUGUACAAGGCUGAUGCCUCAGCCACUGAACCAUCCUUCUGUCUAGUAUGAGUUGUCUGAGUGAGUUCAGAAGCCUAUGCUUUUUAUAUUGUUUGUCCUCUGCUACAUUUUGUGCUACUACUGCUUUGAUAAAUGCUUCUAGGACUGAAAUAUUCACUGGAAAAUUUGAUGCCUCAUUCUUGUAUCUUUAAUAAAACUCUGUGAGGAGCAAAGAAUUAUAAUGUGAUAACUACUUGACUGGACCAAACUGAGCUCUUCUUCACCAGUGCAAAUCCAGAAUAACUCCAAUAACUAGUGAAGAUCAACAGUGUUGUUUCUCCCCGCAUGUAAUUUGUUUUAUGAUCCUAAUGGGUCUGUCAUAACAUUUCUUCCCAGAUCUGGACCUUAGCGUCCAAAAUAUGAGUGUUAGCAUGAAAACCUCCAAGCUUAGUUACCAGCUUGGACCUGGUAAUUGCUGCCACCAGCUAGGAAUUAUACAGUGCCUAGCUCACUGUGGUCUCCCCAAAACCUUCCCUGGGGGACCCCAAGACUCAGAUUCCUUGAGUCUCACAACAAAGGGGAAUAAACCAUUUCCCUUCCCCCUCCUCCCCUCCAGGUGUUCCCUCCCUGGGUUCCUGGAGAGAUAUACAGAAGCAAGCUCCGUGAAUCUAAACAAAGGGAUUCCACCCUCCCUGCUUCAAGUCCUUGAAAAACAAGCACCAAGAGAUCUAACCUCUCUCCCCCCUCACUCAGAGGGUAUGCAAAGUCAGGCUUAGUAAAUCUAACACAAAGAGAUUUUUCCCCCUGACUUCUUCCUCCCACCAAUCCCCUGGUGAGCUGCAGACUCAAUUCCCUGGAGUCCCCACUAAAGAAAACUCCGACAGGUCUUAAAAAGAAUGAAAAAGGACAUAAAAGGGUCUCUGUAUCAAGGUGACAAUAUACAGGGUCAAUUGCUUAAAAGAAAAAAUGAAUAAACGGCCUUAUCCAAAAAGAAUACACUCCAGCAACUACAUACAUGUAAAUACAAAAAAAACAAUAUAAACCUAUUGUCUUACUAUCCUUGUACUUACAACUUGGAAACAGAAUAUUAGAAAGCCUGGAGAUUCCUGUGGUCACUGUCAGAGCCGAGAAAGAGAACAGACCAAGAACAAAGGACUCACACCCAAAACUUCCCUCCACCCAGAUUUGAAAAAGUCUUGUUUCCUGAUUGGUCCUCUGGUCAGGUGUUUCAGGUUACUGUUUUAACCCUUUACAGGUAAAAGAACAUUAACCCUUAGCUAUCUGUUUAUGACAGGGUCUGAUUCUGAUCUCACUGCAGUUCAAAGUCUACACUGGGGUAACCAACAGCAUAACUUGCUCCAGCAAUCACAUUAUGACUGCACUCCUCAGUCCCAGUGAAGCAUGUUAGAAUCUUUGGCUGAAAGAUUCAGUAUACUGGGAAAAUCAGAUGAAAAUAUGUUAAAUCAAACCUAGAAUGAGAACCAUAUUCAGUAUUAUAUAAGGAAGCUUAAACAUAAACUGUGCAGAUUGUGAACUGUAUUUUAAUAGAGCGGAUAACUUUAUUAGACAUCUGGGCAAGUUAGUAAUGAUAAGUGCAGCUAGAAGGCCUGAUCUUGCAUGGUUAUGCAGGCUAAACUCCCACUGAGUUUAACUGUAUGUAUCAGAACUGUCUUGUCCAAUCACUGUAAUAUAGUGAUAUGCACAAUUGUGGGGAACAGAAUCUUGGUUUUUCAUUUUAUCUGAAAAUGAACCCCUCCAGCAGGGUUGUGACUCCCCCCCCUUGCAGCAUUCUGAGGUGUUGGCUUAGUACUAGCUCAAAGGAAAAACUGCUACCUACUGAAUCUCCAACCAUACUUUCUGGAGCACCUGUGUCUGUCUUGGAGAGCACCCGUCCAAGCACUAUUUGUCAGCCAUCAAAAUCCUGCAGAGUAUAUGAGAUCUGCGGAGAUAUCAUCCUGAAGUGCUACAUGGAGCUCAAAAAUGUCAUUUUAAGAUAUUCUGGGCCUGGUUCUCACUUACACUAUGGGCCAUUAUACCACUCUGGCAAUAUCAUUUAUACUCCCUUUAAGGCACCAUUAAACUGCUACAGCAGUAUAAAGGGCCCUAGUGUAAACGAGCAUCAGGCCCCUAUUCUUCAGUAGUAAGAGCAGAGUUCUCAAACUAGCAGCAGUUCUAAGAGGAUUUGCAUUGUCUUUUCUUAGGGAAAAUCCUUUCUUUUCCAUCAAGUCUGCUCCAUGGCUGCCAUUGCAACCCCAGGGUGUCACCAUUUGCAAUGUUGAGACU